AUCAGCCUUUCUUAUUUAUCAAAGCCGCUUUAAAGAUGCGUACAUUUUCUCUCAUCACAUCUGCCACCGUUCUGCUCUGCGCGAGCGCCGCAACUGAGAACCUCCGCGGUUCGGAACGAUCCCUUUAUGUCGCCACUUAUGGAGGCAAUGCUUUCAUGGGUAACUACCCCAUUGACGCUUGUUUUCACUUCGAGCGGUACCCUGAAGCUAAAUUCUGGGAUUGCGAUGGGAAAGCCGCCGCUGAUUUCUUCUGCCACAAGGAGGGUUAUGCGCGCUCCGUCGGAUUCGAUCUGACCAAUUUUCGUGGCCUGAAACUCGCUUCCUCCCUUGUCGUUGGCUCGGAUAAGGUCGUGGAGGCGGCGCUUCACGAGCCUGAGCAGAAGGUCAUCACCAACGUGCAAUGCGCCCAAGAGUAAACGAAGCCCCGCUGGUAAGACGGCGGCUACGGGCAAGGAGAAGACGGGGAAUUGAGAAUUUAAUGUGAUGUGAGCAGGACGACUCUUUAAAUGGGUAUAAAGGAUGGAGGGGAUAAAAAAUACGUAAAUGAAGCGUGCUGUGAACGCGGGCGCUUCGAGAAUGGUAAGCAAAUGAUGUGGGCGACGCACAUAGAGCUGUGCUCCGUUUGGAGAACGUUCAUUUUCGGAGAAGGGUGUGUUUAUGGGUCUGUAUAUGGGGGUUCACAUUUGUGUGACUAAAAUUAAGGCCGAGCAUGACAGACCUUUGGCUCAGCUGGUUGAGAGGCAAAGGAGGCAAGCUCUGUCGCCUCAAUAGUACCCCUACUCGGUGACGCACGCACUGGAGAAGUGGCAGAGAUUCCAGUGAUAACUGGUGCCCUCUGCCAUCUUUUUAGCAUGAUGACACCAUCUCAUUGAAACCAGGGUGGCAACAUGGCGUUUCAGACUAUUUGGGCAGUGGAAAGAACCCAACAAAUCAAGUGUGCGAAAAAGUAUCUUGCAGAGUGUGGGGAGGAUGGAUCUGAGGAAUUUUUCAAAUCUUGCAUUUUUCAGACUCGACACAACCCGUUAGAAGACGGGCUGCAUGUCAGGGGGUUACUGAAGGGUUUAUCAAAAUUAUAAUCGUUUUCGGGUAUAAAA
Molecule: messenger RNA, 1094 nt
Organism: Nannochloropsis gaditana CCMP526
Exons: 4
Coding region: 36-416 (126 amino acids)
Source: RefSeq, a predicted model, not a curated record